CCACCACUGUGAGGUUUGAUUCAGCAUCUGCUGGCAGCUCCUCCUCUACUCCAUCACAUGUAACGACAAUGCUGCACGGACUCUCAGUCAAUACGUUGUAAUAUUUAUUUUCAGGUAGCAUUUCAGUUUAAAAUUUUCUGUGCAGUGUGUCUGAAAAGGAGAGUAUUUUUGAAGAAAUAUGGAAAAAGAAAGAAAAUCAUCUAAACAAUACGGUUCUUUGGAAAAUACCCAAGUGGACGCAGCGACGGAGAAACCAGCUGAAGAUGUCAUUUCGAUGGCCGACUCCUCAAUUACAAUCGAGGACAUUGAAGGAGAGCUGUUCAAAAUUGAGCGGAUACGAGACAUCCUGGUGCGGAGAGAAUCAGAGCUGAGAUACAUGAUGGAUGACAUUCAGCUCUGCAAAGAAAUCACAAGGCUGAAGAAAGAGCUGCAGAAACUUGUCUCAAUUCCAGACAAAGACAAGUCCAAGGAGGACAGGGAGAGGGAAGAGGAGGUGCUGCAGCAGAUCAACAAGCUGGUGGAGACUAGAGACUUCCUCGUUGAUGAUGUGGAGUUUGAGAGGCUGAGGGAAAGAGAGGAAGACAGAGAAAUGGCAGCCUUCUUACAGUCCAGAUUUCCAAAGACCUCGGCUACAAAAGGUGCUUUGCAAGAUCAAAAAGCAGCGUCCAAAUCACAGCAGAUGUCAACACCCUUUUUCACUAAAACUGGACUUACACUACUGAAAGACUGCUGCGGCUUCACCUGCUCCAUCAUGUAAAACACCAUCCAGAGGAAAACAGGAUUCUACCUGAAAAUGUGUGCUUGUGUGUGUGUGUGUGUGUGUGUGUGUGUGUGUGUGUGUGUGUGUGUGUGUGUGUGUGUGUGUGUGUGUGUGUGUGUGUGUGUGCGUGCAUAUGGAUGGUUAUGUGCACGUCCCCAGUGCUUUCUUGAGUAUAUUGUAUGUCUCCCUUAUUAGGAAAGAUGAUCUGCAUUCAUCUUCAUAUAUGCUCCUACCCAUCAUGUAAAGGAUGUGUAUUGCUAUACUUUAUGUGAUUUGCUACUGUGAAAUACAGUGUUUGUAUGUCUUGCAGUGGGGAAACUAACUGGCUUAUAGAUAUAGUAAUGGUUCCUGUCCUAUUAAGGUAAUUACAUAUUUUAACGGCUGCUCUGACAGUGCAAUUAUCCAUUUGUGGUGUAUUAGACACAGUGUAGACGUCCCUCACGGAACAAACUACACUUGCUAAUCUUCCUUUGCCAAUUUAUAAUAAUAUAAACCAGAAAAAAGCAACAAAUCAUCACAUUUGGAGAAUGAUUGGAUAAUUUUGCUUGAUAAAAGACUGUAAAUGACUAAUCCAUCAUCAAAAUAGUUGUUUAAUUCUCUCCUGAAUGAUUUAAUCACUAAUCAUUUCAACACAACACAUCAUUUCACUAUUUACAUGAAGGAUAUCUAGAAUUAUCAUCAGUCUUGAGAUGUGGUCCGGUUAAGAGAAGCCUUAAAAUGUAGAAGAGAUGCAGUAUAUUAAGGACACGAUAUGAUAAUUUUAUGAAUAAAGUAAAAAUGCAGAAAACCUUGUUGCUUUCUGCUGGUCAUCAAAAUCAUGCAGAAAGCUUUCCUACUGCAAAUAUUGUACAUGUGAUUGAAAUGAUUUGCCAGCUGCUGCUCAGUUACUCUUCAGUCCACAACUUAAACCAAAGUCUUUGUCUGAGCUGCAUGUAAUUAGUCAUUAAGUAUUCUGCCUUACAGUGUGUGUUUUGUACAAAGCAUUUUCACACAUAUGUUAAAAAAUCAUCAUGUGUAUGAUGUAUCAUUUUGUGUGACCGAUUAUGGAAAUGAUCAUCUUUGCAAUGCUGUGGUAAUAAAGACUUUCUCAGUGCUGCAUUUUUGUCUUUAACUAACAGGCACACACAGUACAUUGUAGUAGCUUGCAGUGCAAUUAGUUUUGCAAUAAAUCUCUCUCACACACACACAACUCAGAGACAUCUGAGUGUUAUGAAUAAAAUCAUUUUUGUGCAACGUGAAUGAUUAUAAUUCUCACAUUUCCCAGCUGCUGUUUUUCCUCUGCUCUCUGUAGAUAUCCUCCAGGUGUACACACUGUGUUUAUUGGAAUAUUAGAAUAUUUUACAAGUGUAGUAAUUAAUUUCAAGUUCAUGUUCAUGUUCAAAGAGGUUAUUCUGCCCACGUAUAUUUCACUGACCUUCUCAGUUGCAGUGUGAAUUUGGCAACAGAUGACGUUCAUGCAGCUAUACUGUGGUAGAGAUGCUCUUCCUUCAAAUUAGGGAUGUUUGUGCAGCUUUUCCUCCAGCUGAUCCUCAGAAUUUGUCUCCAGGGAGCUUUGUUCCAAGGCUUUCAGGUAC
Thunnus maccoyii (southern bluefin tuna) is the source of this 2334-nucleotide messenger RNA. RefSeq lists its product as uncharacterized. Lineage: Eukaryota; Metazoa; Chordata; Actinopteri; Scombriformes; Scombridae. The record is from RefSeq and is a predicted model, not a curated record. The transcript is spliced from 6 exons. The coding region runs from base 179 to 757 and encodes 192 amino acids.